CGCGGCGUGGCGGUGACGUGGCGCAGGGAGGUUCGCGCCUGGUGAGGGAGCAAGGCCGCGGGCGGGGCCGCAGCCGGAGCGGAGCCGAGAGCCGAGAGCCGAGAGCCGGAGCCAGCGCCGCCGACAUGCCGCCCUCCACCCUGCCUCUGCUGCUCGCCUGCCUCGGCCUCAGCGUCCUGUGCGUCCGGGCCGACGAGCACGACCACACGUAUGCAGAUAAAGAAGAAGUCGUCUUGUGGAUGAAUACUGUUGGACCGUACCAUAACCGGCAAGAGACAUACAAGUACUUUUCCCUGCCCUUUUGUGCAGGGAAGAAAAAGACUAUUAACCAUUAUCAUGAGACUUUAGGUGAAGCUCUUCAAGGAGUAGAGCUCGAGUUUAGUGGUCUUGAUAUCAAAUUUAAAGAUGAUGUCAUGCAAAAUACUUACUGUGAAAUUGAUUUGGAUAAACAAAAGCGCGAUGCCUUUAUUUAUGCUAUCAAGAACCACUACUGGUACCAGAUGUACAUUGAUGAUUUGCCAAUAUGGGGGAUUGUAGGUGAAGCAGAUGAAAACGGUGAAGAUCACUUCCUCUGGACCUACAAGAAACUUGAGAUAGGUUACAAUGGCAACCGAAUUGUUGAUGUUAACUUGACCAGCGAGGGGAAGGUCAAGUUGGUGGCGAACACAAAAAUUCCAAUGUCCUAUUCGAUGAAGUGGAAGAAAUCUGAUGUGAAGUUUGAAGACCGAUUUGAUAAGUACCUUGACCCAUCCUUCUUUCAACACAGAAUUCACUGGUUCUCGAUCUUCAAUUCCUUCAUGAUGGUUAUUUUCUUGGUUGGAUUGGUUUCCAUGAUUCUAAUGCGCACUUUACGAAAGGACUACGCUCGGUACAGUAAGGAGGAAGAAAUGGAUGACAUGGACAGAGAUCUGGGUGAUGAGUACGGAUGGAAACAAGUUCAUGGGGAUGUAUUCAGGCCCUCCAGUCAUCCAUUGAUAUUUUCGUCGCUGAUUGGGUCUGGUUGCCAGAUUUUCUUUGUCUCUCUUAUUGUCAUCAUUGUGGCAAUGAUAGAAGACUUGUACACAGAGAGAGGGUCUAUGCUGAGUACAGCCAUAUUUGUGUUUGCUGCAACAUCACCGCUGAAUGGCUAUUUUGGAGGUAGUCUGUAUGCUCGACAAGGAGGCAGAAGAUGGAUAAAACAGAUGUUUAUCGGGGCUUUUCUGAUCCCAGCCAUGGUGUGUGGAACCGCAUUCUUCAUAAACUUCAUUGCGAUCUAUUAUCAUGCAUCACGGGCCAUUCCUUUUGGAACAAUGGUUGCCGUUUGCAGCAUUUGUUGGUUUUUUGUCAUCCUCCCACUGAAUUUAGUGGGGACUAUUCUUGGUAGAAAUAUGUCAGGACAGCCCAACUUCCCUUGCCGUGUAAAUGCAGUGCCACGUCCAAUUCCAGAGAAGAAGUGGUUUAUGGAGCCAGCUGUUAUCGUCUGCCUUGGUGGAAUCUUGCCAUUUGGUUCUAUUUUUAUUGAGAUGUACUUCAUCUUCACCUCUUUUUGGGCUUACAAGAUAUAUUACGUAUACGGUUUCAUGAUGCUUGUCCUGGUUAUUCUCUGCAUUGUGACCGUCUGCGUUACCAUUGUCUGCACUUACUUUCUGCUAAAUGCUGAAGAUUACAGGUGGCAAUGGACAAGCUUUCUUUCGGCAGCAUCUACUGCAGUCUAUGUUUACAUGUACUCCUUCUACUACUACUUCUUCAAAACAAAGAUGUAUGGACUGUUUCAGACGGCAUUCUAUUUUGGGUACAUGGCAGUAUUCAGCUCUGCGCUUGGGAUCAUGUGUGGUGCUGUUGGUUAUAUGGGAACAAGUGCCUUUGUCAGAAAGAUCUACACAAACGUGAAAAUUGACUAAGGAAGGCCAGAGACCAGGGGAGCUGAGGAUCAUUUUUCGUUUGUUAAACUGGAACUUGCACAGUUUAAACUGCAAGGAGACAUUGGGUUAACACUGGGUAAAGUGUGGGUUCCAUUGGUGGAAGUUUUAAGCAACAUCUGUUUCCCUUGAUCCUGAGCUCGUGUUGACUGUUUUAACCAACUCUUCAGUAAAGGCUUGGAUUAUAUGCAGUAAGCAUUACUACAACGCAGUGCUGAUCUUCCCACACAAACAUAGCUCAUUAAUGAAGAAUAGACUAGCUCUCUUCAGUGAAGAGGACAAAGUUUAUUUAAAAUUAUUUGUUCUAUUGCAAAGGAGGGGAACAUCUGACUACUUAAAAGUUAUUCGAGCCUCUGUUAUGAGACAGUUAGCUUUCUGAACCAGACAUAGAAAGCUAACUCCAGAAACUUUGUGCAUUCUAGUUUUUGUGAGCGUUACUCAAAGCCCUGCUAUGUUUUUGUAUUUUAUCAAUGUUGGGAACUUGCUGCAUUUAAUUUUAAUUUGUGUACAUUUGUCAGUUUUAUGUAUACAGUAAUAGAGUGCACAUCAGUCAUGAAUAUAAUUGGACCAGCUCAACUUCUAUAUCUUCUAGUCUGAGAGGUAAUUAAUUCUCAGCUUCAGUCCAUCCAAAGAUCCAAAGAGUGAAGAAUAAGGACAGAAGUGAUCGUCUGCACUGAAAUUCACGGUAGGUUAGUGUACAAGAAAUGAUGACACUGUUAGAAAGGCUGGGGAUCUGUUGAUGUUUUAUUAGACAGGUCUAAAGGAUAUAAUUGGGCGUGUAAACUAAUCUUCUCAUUUUGUUUUCCUCCUCUCCAAGAGUUAGUCUUGCAGCUUAGUCUUGUUUUAUGUUGCGGUGGGAAUGAAGGCUUACUUAAGGUAAUAUGAAAGGGGGUAAUAAAUGUAUAUAACCUUAUAAUGUAACUUUAGGCGUAGAACCCAAAUUUAUUUGGAUGUACAGAUUUAUUACAUAGUACUUUUUCUGAUAACAAAUUAAUUUGGUGUAUAAAUGUGUGACAAUUUUUGGGUGGCUUUUUACAUCUUGCCCGCCAUUGCAUGAAGAUGGCGCCUCCAUUAUAUGUGUGGAUGUUACUCUGACUCCUUUAGUAUUUUUCCAAUUCUGUCUCUGAAGGCUCAACAAAAUUGUAAUUUAGAAUCUUAAAAUUUUGUUAAUCCAACCUGAGCACUUGACACGUGCAUCGUCAGGAGCUUUACCGCUUAAAGGAAUGUUCAGGAAUAAUGAAAACAAAAUAAAAAUUUUCAGACAUAA
This is a messenger RNA of Leucoraja erinaceus (little skate), 3165 nucleotides long. It is a transcript of the gene tm9sf3, whose product is annotated as transmembrane 9 superfamily member 3. The record is from RefSeq and is a predicted model, not a curated record. Lineage: Eukaryota; Metazoa; Chordata; Chondrichthyes; Rajiformes; Rajidae. Gene Ontology annotation, biological process: protein localization to membrane. Gene Ontology annotation, cellular component: membrane.